Ruditapes philippinarum (Manila clam) is the source of this 4563-nucleotide messenger RNA. RefSeq names its product coiled-coil domain-containing protein 191-like. The record is from RefSeq and is a predicted model, not a curated record. The coding region runs from base 118 to 3258 and encodes 1046 amino acids. The transcript has 19 exons. Gene Ontology annotation, molecular function: phosphatase binding. NCBI's taxonomy places the organism in Eukaryota, Metazoa, Mollusca, Bivalvia, Venerida, Veneridae.
AUAAACAUAUUUGGCGAGAAUAUUGUUUACAAAUGGCUGCCUUCAUGAAAAAUAUAUUCAAAGACUUAAUAUUUUCCGCGUUCAUGAAAGACAGAAUAUUAUAGGAAUAUAAAAGAUAUGACAGAAAACAUACACAAACCUAGUUUGUACCGCUGGAAACGUCAAGAAGAUCCACGGUCUUAUUCACGAUCACAGAAAGUGGCAACAAACAGUGACAUCCAGAAUUGGAUCCAGAAAGUUGAAGAUGCAUCUCACCGAGCAGCUGAGCAAGUAUUUGGUUCAAGCCAACAUGGAAGAACAAGAGGGAAAGCUAUUGCUAAGGCUACAAGAGAAUAUAUGCAAGAUGAUGAGCAAGCAUAUAAUGAAGCUCAAGAUUUAUUGUCACAAUGGAUGGAAGAAAAAGUGAAUCUUACCGGUGGACUUGGACCAGAGAUAGACUGUAACUAUGAUGAAGAUGGAUGGGAAAAACAUGAGAUACAGGCAGAUGUAAAACGAGAAUGGGACAACCUACUUGCCAACAACUAUGAGGAAUAUGGACUUCCAUUGUCAUCCAGAUUAAAUAACUCGCAUUCUAAAGAUAUAUACAACUUUGAUGAAGGUGAUGUGUUAGCAUCUGUCAUGAAAAGUAUGUUAGAUAAACAAGUUGUGAAGAAAGAGUUUAAAAAUGACCUUGGACUUGACAAGUGGGGAAAACAUAAAGAUCCUCGCAAUAAAAUGGAACUCCGACAUCAACAGGUGAAAGAAAAUAGGGAAAAACGUGAAAUGGAGUUACGAAAGAAACACGAGGAGAAACAAAAUCACAAAGAAGUACAGGCAAUGGCAAAGCGAUUAGUGAUUAAAGAAGAAAGAGAUAAACAGUUACAAAUGAAGAGAGAAGAAGCAGAGAUACGCAAGGAAAUGUCAAAAAUUCGUAAACAGAUGCAAGAUGACCGACAAAGAAUGAAUGAACAAAAACUGAGAGAACAACAGGCAAAAGAAGAAACAUUAUUUGCUGCAAAAAUUAAGGUUGCUACUGACAUUGAAGCUGAAAAACAAGAAAGUAUUGAAGGUGAGAAAAGAUAUGAGGAACAACAAAGAUUUUUAGCACAGAGAAUGAGAGAACUGGAGGCUAAAGAGGCAGCAAAUAACCUGAGGUGUUUACACAGACAUUUUUCUGCCUGGUAUAAUUUGGUGUUAGAUCGUAGGUUAAAGAUGGGAAAAGCUCGUGCCAUGUAUGAUUGGAAGUUGAUGUUAAGGGGAUGGAAUGCGUGGAGAUCUUUUAUCAGAGUUAGAAAUAUGGAUAGAGAGAGUAAACAACAGGAGCAAGAUGUGAUCAACAUUCAAAGGAAUCAGCAAAUUGCAGAUAGACACAGUCGACAAACUGUGUUACGGAAGUAUUUUAUAGCAUGGCAAGUAUGGGUACACAGUGAGCAAGACAGAAGAUAUUUAGAGAAUGCUCAAAAUAAUACACGUAAUAAAAUGAUGUCUCUACUCGAGGCAGCAGCUACAGGCAAACUUUCAAAACAAGAAGACUCCUUGACUCAUAAAUCAACCCCACAUAAGAAAGAAACACACAGGAAAUCUACUGCUGAUAAAAUUAAUGCACUGUUUGAAAAUACAAGAAAGUUACCACAGAAUACUUCUGACUCCUUGUCUACUGACCGCAGUGAUGUAACAACACCUGUUCUACCUGGUAACCAACACAAACAUUCGAAUUCCCGAUUGCCAACUGAGCCAUGGCAGGUAACUCGUCGACAUAUUGAUCUGACAGCAGCAGAAAUGGCAGAUCUUGGUGGUGGUGAACCUUCAUGUUCACCUGAAGAGAUGAAUGCAAAAAUACUUAAAAAAUAUGGAAGACAGCCUUGGCACAAGAAGGAAAUAAGCACUUAUGAGCACCGUCAUGCCACCCAGAAGAAGAUAUUAGAGGAACAAAAGAAACAGAUAUUAGAACAGCAACGUUUGAUUGAGGUCAUGAAACUUUACAGAAAUGUUGGUCAGCUUGUGUAUAUUGUGCACCUUGGGUGUUGCUUGUAUAUUUAUUCAGUGAUUGUGAAUUUGCACAAAGUCUGGCUCACAAUUAUAUGUGUGUAUUUAUCAUGUAAACAUGGUAAUUCCAAUAUUUUCUCAUACUGUUACUUUAUUCUUUUUCUUGUAGUUAAAGAGAAAUCAUUACAUGCUUCCAAAGAUAAAGAAAAUAGAGACCUUGUAGGCAAGUCUACCCCGAAGUCGAGGCCAAAAUCUGCAGUUGUGGUAAAUAGUAAGAAAACCAUAUCAUCAAAUCAACGGCCACAGUCUGUAACACAGUCUUGUGCGAAAGAUCAGAAGUCACACAAUGAUCCAACUCCUGAUACAUCACAUAUAGGGGCUUCAACAAAUAGAUCUGCAGCAUCAACAGCACGCACAGAUGUUUCCCGUCCAUCUUCCUUUACAAGCACAGCCUCAGAAAAAUCCAAGUAUCUUCAAGUUCUUAAAAAUAUGGAUGAUCGGGCAGCAGAGCGGACCAGAUUAAAGAAAGAGAGAGAAGAAAAAAGAAGGAAAGCUGAGGAAGAAAGACUGUUUCAACUUGAAGCUGAAGCAGAAGCAAGGAGACUGGAAGAAGAAGAAGAAAAAAAGACUAAAGCGUUAGCUUAUAAAGAAAGAAAAAGACUUGAAAAACAGAGAGAGGUUGAGAGAUUGUUACUGGAAGAAAAAUUACGACAACAGACUGAAAUGGCCAACAAACACUUUGAGAAAUCCUUACUAAAAUACAGAGGUAUCAUACCUAUGAAAAAACUUGUAGCAAUGGCAAGACAACAAGAAGAAAAAGCUAAACAACAUUUUGAAAAAUCUUUACAAAGGAAGGUAUUGUUAGGAUGGCAUCAUUAUGUACAAGAAGAGUGGAAGGAGAAAGGAUUGCUGGCAGAAAAAAUGUCCAACUACCUCGCUGUCAAACAUUGCUUUCAGAACUGGAAAUUGUAUAAACAUCACAUGAUAAUAGAAGAACACAAGGCUAAAAUGCAUUAUGAAAUGAAUACAAAACAUAAGAUUUUCCAAGCAUGGCGGGAUUAUGCAAAUGAAGAAAAAGUUGCAUCCUGGGAGAAAGAAAGGAGAGCCAGGGAACAUUUUAGGAGAUUGUUGUUAAAAAGAUAUUUACAUGCAUGGAGAACACUCCCUGAAGAAAUAGAAAAAGAAAAGUUGCGAGAAAGAAGGCGAGCAGAAUUACGUCAAAAAGUGGCAUCAAUUUUGCCUGAUUUUGAACCAUCUGUGUCAGUUGAUGCUAGUACAGAUUUUCAUAAAUGAUUAUGCAUUUUUAGCUCAACUAUUCGAAGAAUAUGAGAGCUAUUGUAGUCGCCCCGGCGUCGGCGUCUGCGUUGGUUAAAGUUUUUUGUAAAUUCAAAUAUCUCAAUUAUUACUUGAGAUAUUCAAUUGAAACUUACAAUACUUAUUUAUAGUAACAAUGUACAUCAGUUUGACAAGUUGGAUAACUCUGCCUACAAUAUUGACAGAAUUAUGCCUCUUUUUAACUUAGAAAUUUUGUUAAAGUUUUUUGUAAAGUCAAAUAUCUCAAUUUUUGCUUGAGAUAUUCAGUUGAAAUUUACAAUACUUAUUUAUAGUAACAAUGUACAUCAGAUUGACAAGUUGGAUAACUCUGCCUAUUUACAGAAUUAUGCCCCUUUUUAAUUAGAAAUUUUGGUUAAAGUUUUUUUGUAAAGUCAAAUAUCUCAAUUAUUGCUUGAGAUAUUCAAUUGAAAUUUACAAUACUUUUUUAUAGUAACAAUGUACAUCAGUUUGCAAAAUUGCAUAACUCUGCCUGUAAUAUUUGCAGAAUUAUUUGCCCCUUUGAAACUUAGAAAUUUUGGUUAAAGCCCAACUUAAAGGUUAAAGGUCUUCAAAGAUAUUUACUUGAAACUUUACACAUGUACUUAGGGUCAUAAUUGGAGAGUCAUAAUUGUAUGUCACUGACCAAGUUCCAUAACUCUACUCGCAUUUAGGCUGAUUCAUCUCCCCUUUUCUACUUAGUCUCUUGAUUAAUGUUUACAUGCAAGUUUUACAUAUCUCAAUAACUAUUAAAGAUAUUUAUUUAAAACUUCACAUAUGCAUUUAGAAUCAUAAUUAUAGGUCACUGACCAAGAUCCAUAAUUCUAUCUUGCAUUUAGGCUGAUUUUUCUCCCCUUUUGCAACUUAGAGAUUCAUGGUAAAGUUUAUGUUAUCUCCAUAACUACUGAAGAGUUUGUGCCUUUUUUGGGACAUUUUUAUGCAUUCAUAAUAAUAAAGCAGUGAUUUACUUGAUAAAACAUCCUAAUAACAAGCCUUUGUACCUUUUCGGUCAAUUUUAUGUAUUCAUAGGUAAUUAGCAUUAUUAUACUCAAUAAAACACCUUUGUGACAACUUUUUGAAUAGUCGAGCCAAUACUGUCCUCCGACAGUUCUUGUUAUUUUCAUUGUGUUUGCCAAAUGAAAUGUUGAUAGUAACAAAUAUUGUUACAUGAUGAAGAAAAAUAUGUACAAUAUGUAUGUUGCAUUUUACUUGACAAUGAUGUUUUUAAAUUUAAUGUAACUAAAAAAAAAAUAAAGCAUAUAUGAAAAUAAAUGGUUGUGUCGACAU